This is a messenger RNA of Lindgomyces ingoldianus, 606 nucleotides long. RefSeq lists its product as uncharacterized. The record is from RefSeq and is a predicted model, not a curated record. Bases 1 to 606 code for a protein of 201 amino acids. Lineage: Eukaryota; Fungi; Ascomycota; Dothideomycetes; Pleosporales; Lindgomycetaceae. The transcript is spliced from 3 exons.
AUGCCCACAGGGGCCGAUGAUGUCAAAUUGGAUGGCGCACACACAAUUAAAUUGCUCGGGGUUUGGUGGAGUCGCUGGUGUCGCACCUUGAUGAAAGCGGAAGGCUCCAAAGCUUGUUCGGAGAUUUCCCGCUGGCUUCUGUGGCUGGACGGUGAAACACAGAGCGAAGCCUCCUGCGCCCAGCUCUUAUCGCGCCGAGCAAGCAGAAUCCACAAAAAAGACAUGAAUAAUGAGAGCGAACUGAGCCUGCACGUCUGUGAGGGAGCGCUGCUGUGUCUUGUCUUCCGUCAGCCGCAAGAUGCAGGCUCCCGACAACAAACGCACAUCUGCUUGGUACCCGCUCGUAUCUGUUUUAGCAGGGGGAUCUGCGCAGGCCAUGUUCUAUUUUGGCCAAGCCGAGUGAAACGCAAUUUGGAGACCCGUUGGCCGGUCGAUGGGCGGCAGUCUUUGUCAGAAGAAGAGCAGACGAAAGAGCAGACCGAGGAAGGAGAAGCAGAAGAAGUAAUCCGUCUAGCCCCCAACGUGGCCGGCGAGAGCGCUGCUGUCGUACGGAGGGGAGCGAUGCAGAAGAGUCCAGCAGGCGUCUUCGCCGUACAAGGCGAGUAA